GGCUCGGUCCCGGGGCUCCAGCAGGAUCCGCGGUUGCUCUCUCUCCCUGCAUUACAUCUGCCGCCGCCUUCCGAGCCUCAAUAUAAGGGAAAUAGACGAUUUUCACGUCCGACGGCGACCAUGUCCGAGACAUAUGACUUCCUGUUCAAGUUUCUGGUGAUCGGCAAUGCAGGGACUGGGAAGUCAUGUCUGCUUCACCAGUUUAUAGAGAAGAGAUUCAAAGAAGACUCCAACCACACCAUCGGCGUGGAGUUUGGCUCGAAGAUAAUCAACGUAGUGAACAAGUUUGUCAAGCUGCAGAUCUGGGACACGGCAGGACAGGAACGCUUCAGGUCAGUCACUCGGAGCUACUACAGAGGGGCAGCAGGGGCCCUGCUUGUGUAUGACAUCACCAGCCGAGAGACCUAUAAUGCCCUGACCAACUGGCUAACGGACGCGAGAAUGCUGGCCAGCCAGAACAUCGUCAUCAUCCUGUGUGGGAACAAGAAGGACCUGGACAGUGAUAGGGAGGUCACCUUCUUGGAGGCGUCCCGCUUCGCCCAGGAGAAUGAGCUGAUGUUCCUGGAGACCAGCGCCUUGACUGGGGAGAACGUGGAGGAGGCCUUUACGCAGUGUGCCAGGAAGAUCCUCAACAAGAUAGAAUCAGGAGAGCUGGACCCGGAGAGGAUGGGCUCGGGUAUCCAGUACGGGGAUGCUGCCCUGCGGCAGCUACGCUCCCCCCGCCGGGCUCAGGCCCAGAGCGCGCAGGAGUGCAGCUGCUAAUGGCGGUGCUGGAGAGGAGGCGUGACCUCCGGGCCGAGGCGCCUGUACAGAGAGGAGAGCGGGUGGAGCGAUUGUGCGUCCCUUGACCAUCCCAGCGGGGAGUGAGAGAGAGACAGACUCUUGCCUGACUUUCCUUUCAUUUCCAUAAAGAGUCGUCGCUGGGGGGGGCAUUAGGAUUGAGACCCCAGAGGGUCGCAGAACCUUGGCCUAGCCUGACCCGGAAGCUUUCUAGUGGAGGAUGCGGCCCCCGCCCCUCCCCUUCAGAGUGGCGUUGCCGUGCCAUUCUGACCUCCUGCAUCAUGUAUUCCUUGUAUAAAUAUGGAUUCUAUUGUAUCAGACGAAGCAUGUUUUAUGAACUGAAUGGCUGCUUUACAUCGGUAGAGUCUAACACAAUGUCAUUUUGAAUUACUUACUUUGACUUAAAUCUGUUCCGUCAUGCAAUGAGCUUUUUAAUCAGUUGUGUCUCCGUAACACAAGCUGGUUACACUCAUCAGGAUUUUUUUGCAGAUUAUCAAGCUUCCUUUCUUGUAAAUGGCAUGACAGUUACUCAUGCUUUUGUUAAUUUAUAUUCGUAAAUAGUGUCUUUUUUUAAAUAAAAACAAAGUUUGAUUUGA
Messenger RNA from Brienomyrus brachyistius, 1376 nucleotides. RefSeq names its product RAB4a, member RAS oncogene family (gene rab4a). The transcript is spliced from 8 exons. Gene Ontology annotation, biological process: regulation of endocytosis; Rab protein signal transduction. Bases 121 to 762 code for a protein of 213 amino acids. NCBI's taxonomy places the organism in Eukaryota, Metazoa, Chordata, Actinopteri, Osteoglossiformes, Mormyridae. Gene Ontology annotation, molecular function: GTP binding; GTPase activity. Gene Ontology annotation, cellular component: endosome. The record is from RefSeq and is a predicted model, not a curated record.